AUGGAGCCGAUGGAUCGGCCCAUGGUAGCCAAAGAGUUAAUAGGCUAUUGCUUCAAGCAAUCUGACAGUGACAUCAAACCCAUCAAGCCUCCGAUGUCUGACAUGGAGUUCCACAAUUACCUCGACAGCGCUGGCUUCAUGAUGAGACCCAACGAAUUCCGACUGUCCAUCUACCAGGGAGGGAUCGAACCCUCCUUACGACGAGUGGCGUGGCGGCAUCUGCUCAACAUCUUCCCAGCAAACAUGUCGGGUAAUGACCGUUACGAAUACAUGAAGCGAAAAGGGGAGGAGUACAGGCGUCUGCGAGAGGAGUGGAGAGAAAAGUUCAAGAGCAAUACGGCUACGGAGGAGGUGAAGUACGUGACUAGUAUGGUGAAGAAGGAUGUGCUCCGCACAGACCGCGCUCACGACUUCUACAAGGGGAGUCAAGACAACGAAGAUAAUGAGAACACUCUGUCGCUGUUCCACCUGCUGGUCACGUAUGCCUUGACGCACCCGGAUGUCUCCUACUGCCAGGGAAUGAGCGACCUGGCAUCACCACUGUUGGUCACUCAGAAAGAUGAGGGUCAGGCGUCUAUCUGCUUCUGCGCUCUGAUGAACCGACUGAGGGAGAACUUUACGGUGGAGGGCACAGCCAUCAUGCUCAAGUUCCGGCAUCUGUCUGAGGUUCUGGCUAUGUACGAUCCUCAACUGCACGCAUAUUUAGAGCAGAACUCUGCCGGAGAUAUGUUUUUCUGUUACCGCUGGUUCCUUUUGGAGCUAAAGCGGGAGUUUCCCUUCUCUGAUGCACUGUACGUUCUGGAGGUCAUGUGGGCGACGCUGCCACCCAGCCCACCCCAAACGGAGCUAGAAUUGGUUGACCCUGUCUACUCAUGCCGUCUACUGUCCACCUCACCUUGCACCCCAUCCUUCUCUAUCAAACAAGCCAUGUACGCCAAACUCCUGGCCAUGAGGCGGGUCGGGGCCCUGCACCGGGUAGCGCAGGCUGCCAAGCCAAUUACCCUUCACGCACCUCGGCCCUCGACGAACAACAACCUGAGCCUCGAGAGCUGUCAUGAUAGCUCCAACAACACAAGCGUCAUGUCCUCGUUUGACACGUCUCCAGGAGAUAUAGAAGACAAGGGAUCAGAUUUUCCAGAAGUUGAUAACGUUCUCACAAGGUCAUUGCAGAAGAAAUCCAGCAGUAUUGAUCAGGUUCUACAGGAGGGAUCUUGCCUUGGUGAUGAUGAUGAUGAAGAUGCUGAUGAUGAGAAUGAGAAUAAAACAAGUCAAAGUAGCUGUGAUACGGAUUCAGAUUCGAAAAAGAACAAUCUUGAUAAUCCAGGGAGUGGAGUUGAUUCUAGCCCCAAGGAAAAUGGCUUUGACAGUUUGGAUACCAUAGUGCCCGAGGACAGUGAAUAUGGCGGUGUCAGUAUGCAUAUACCCAGUAAUUCCAUUCCUAUAGAAGAGAGCUCGGACUUCCAUUUCACCAAAUCGAAUGGGGAGCGCACUUGGAGUGUGAGCUCAGCUGUCUCAGAGUCUUCUGAUGGCUCUGAACUACAAGCGCAGUUCGUUUUGUCAUUGGACACCAACAGCAACAAUUCGGAGAAUACUUGCGGACAGGAUGACCAGUCCAGCGAGCUGAGCUCUGUCCCAACAACACCAGAGACUACCACUAGUAAUGUAGUCUACAUCAAAGCGGAGGCACCUGCCAAUUCUAAAGCAGUUGUAGCCAAUAAUUCUGAUUCAAACUCUGGAAUUUUUCAAAGCAUGAAGCGAUUGCUGGCUUCGCCUAUACGCCGGUCUACUAGCCAUACGACACCUGAUGUUCCCACAUCUCCUGGGGCGUCUCCGAAGAAAGGCAUGCCUCCUAAACACGUACCCUCAGCUCCUGUUCUACAUGGUGUGUCUAGCAAUAAGGACGUUUCAGCCAUGGCCAAAAAUUACUCUGAUUCGCACCUCUCAGAAUGCCAGGAAGCCACCGAGUCAUUGGAGAGUUCUACAGGAAGUGCACAGACCACGCCAUCCAGCCCGAGUGCCAAGCCCGUGAUCAGGGACCCGUCGCGUCUUCCUCCCCCGCAGGAGUUUGGCUCAGGGAACCCCUUCCUUAUGUUCCUGUGUCUGACACUGCUCACCAUGCACAGGGACGUAGUGGUGCGCAAUGGCAUGUGUUACGAGGAGAUUGCCAUGCACUUUGACCGGCUUGUGCGUCGACACAAUGCGCAGCGUGUGCUGCACCAUGCGCGUCAAAUGUACACGGAGUACCUGAAAGCACAGCAGAACAAUGUGGAGAAGGAGAGAGAAAAGGAAGUGGAUGAGCUGGGAAUGAGCUGCUGAGCGUAAAGUACCCUAUUCAUCGUGCUAUGUUCUACAGCUCUACAUGUCUUUCUUAAGUUACAGUAUAUUGCUAAUGUGGAAUUUUCUUGCCAAAUUGUGUUUUUUUCCUCUCUUUUUUCAUGGUGGUGUUACAUCUUCUUCAUUAUCAUUAAGAGGGGUAUAUAUUGGGCACUGGUGCAAUAUUAAGAUCGCUGCUUGUAACAAUGUCUGUACAUAUUCUUAAGUCUAGUCUGUUGUUGGUGCAAUGUUAAUAUCUCAGAAGUAAAUUUAAAGUAUUCCUAAGACAAACACUGUUCACUACUGUAUUUAUUUAAUAGUAAUUCAGAGUUGUUUAUUUCUAAGAAAAAAUUGAAGCAUGUUGGCUGAAAGAUUCAGUGCUGUAGUGAUUACCCUGUAACAUAUGAAAAGCGUUCCCCUUUGUGCUUAAAUCAUAUUACUCUUGAAUUCCUUCACUGUCUCUUUUUGCCAUGCUCUUUGGGGUCUCCUGGAACAUUGACUGAGUGCCACAUAUGUCUCAGUCAGCAGUUUUAUAACAGAUGCUGAAACAAAGAUAGUUGCUCAUAUGUAUUGAAAUUACUAUAACUUGUGGCCAUUGAAAUGAGGAAUUUACAAUUCAAAGAAAAGAAAUUCAAUGAAUAUGUUGUGCUGUGAGCUAUAGCUAAGAUUAGCCAAACUGAAGAACCUCAUUUCAUAUUGUCAAAAUAAUACAUUUUAUCAUUAUUUUGUUAUUGUUCUCAAAGGUAUGCUACCACAUCGAUUUUAUGUUUCGUAUAUUCAUCAGUUAAUUAUUUGAUUUGAUUUUCUGCUAACCCUUCAUAGAAGGGAAUUGGUUAUCAAAAGUAUAUUUAUGAAUGGUUUCUCUCCUCGAGGCUGUGAAGUAUAUCUUUGCCAUAUCAAGGGAUAUUUUAUUAUCUUUAGGGCUUGUAGCCUAGUACAUAUUUUGUCUUUUCCAAUUUGUUUUUGUUUUUGUGUUGUGCUCUUUUUGUUUUCCUGCUGCAAAUGGUGAUGUUGCUUUGUGCAAAAAUCAAGAACAACUUUCAACAGGGAGGCAGGAGCAAAUUUUCAACAUUGGCCCUUUCCUGAACCUUGCAUCUAUUGACACUGGAUUAAAUGAAUCAACAGACUUGGCAAAAGGAGAAAGUCGCCCUUUCCUUCUUUCAUUGUAGUCAUCUGUACACCUCGUAUUGGUAUCAAGUAAAUUCUGAAACUUUGGACCAAACAAAAUACCUAGAUAUAGCAACGGGGAGCAUGUUGGUGCAGGUCCAUAGGGGGUCCCCCCCACCCCCCUCCCUCCCUCUCUUUUGCUCAAUUCACCUUGAUCAGUUACAGCAGUAUGGUAAGUUUAUCAAUCUUUUUCUAAGCCAUUGAAAUUUUUCUCAAAAUGUGGUUAUUGUCAGUUGUAAACUAUUGUCAAUGAACUUAAGCAUUCUUAGAGAUGGUACUUCUCAAUUCUCCAAUAUGGUCAGUUUUCUUUUCGUGAACUUUUCCUCACAAUGCCCAGAAUUAAAUUGUGAUAGAAGGUAUUUUGGUAUGUUGCUUCGUACUUAAAUUCUGAAAGCAAGAA
Aplysia californica (California sea hare) is the source of this 3880-nucleotide messenger RNA. Its product is annotated as TBC1 domain family member 25. The record is from RefSeq and is a predicted model, not a curated record. Gene Ontology annotation, molecular function: GTPase activator activity. The transcript is spliced from 2 exons. The coding region runs from base 1 to 2316 and encodes 771 amino acids. Gene Ontology annotation, biological process: regulation of autophagosome maturation; activation of GTPase activity. Gene Ontology annotation, cellular component: autophagosome. Lineage: Eukaryota; Metazoa; Mollusca; Gastropoda; Aplysiida; Aplysiidae.